This is a messenger RNA of Puccinia graminis f. sp. tritici CRL 75-36-700-3, 3158 nucleotides long. RefSeq lists its product as uncharacterized. Gene Ontology annotation, cellular component: piccolo histone acetyltransferase complex. The record is from RefSeq and is a predicted model, not a curated record. Lineage: Eukaryota; Fungi; Basidiomycota; Pucciniomycetes; Pucciniales; Pucciniaceae. The transcript is spliced from 4 exons. Gene Ontology annotation, biological process: regulation of transcription by RNA polymerase II. The coding region runs from base 427 to 2751 and encodes 774 amino acids.
CCCCACCCCCACCUCCCCCGACUCCCUCUCUCUCUCUCUCUCCCUCUCUCUCUUUCUCCUUUCGCUCCCUCCCCAGUCCCAAUAAUCCAAUCUGGUCGUAAAGAUCAAGCGAAUUGGAAUUGGCUGUACUACAUACACUACUAUUUACUUACAAGAGCUGCUCUUUACUACAUCAUCGAUUCAUCAUAGCCCACCCAUCGAGUAUCGCUCCCCUCCCCCAUCUCUCCCAUUAGACCUGUCUUUGGCCCCGCUCUCGAGUAGCGAAACAGUCGUAGAGUACUUGUUUGGUAACCACCCUUCCGACUCAUCUCCGACUCUGCUGCUCCCCCUUCUUCCCCUCCUCCUUCUUCUUCUUCGGCCUCUUCAUCUGUUCCCCUCACCCGAUCGGCUGCGGGCAGGUCGGGCCUGUAGCAUCCUACGGGCAGCAUGCCUAAGGUUUCUGCCCGAUUCCGGAAUCGGAAGAUAAACUUUAGGACUCGGAUCACCAUCCAUACCGGCCCUCUUGAUACUCCCUCUGACCACGAAGAAGAUGAUUAUCCCUUUGAGGACGAUCGUCGGCAAUCUAUCGGCGGGCCUGCUACAGAUCGCAGUCACAUCGUCGAAACCGGGGUUGACAAGGAGGAGGAGUCCGAACUCCAUCUUCAAAAAGUCAUCAAUGCCUCCACCGCCGCACUCAUGCGCUCGGCAGUCAACCAACGUAAACCGGCUAGCCCCGGCCUGAUUGCCGAACUGGCUGAUACCGCUGCCCACUCAACCCUUGCCACUCAAUCCUCCACAACCAUCAACUCUAACAACAAUACCGCACCCAACGACUCAAACGUCCCCCACAUCCCUAUCCCUGAUGCUGCUGGACUCGUCGACCCAGCCACCUAUGAGGCACUCUACGCACACUCCAAAAUCUUCUUGCCUAGUUCCUACAUCAGAUUCAGUGAUACGGUCGAAGACACUCUCGGCGGUGUCGUGUACACCAUGGACGAGGAAGAUGAGGCCUGGCUGAAUCGUUUCAACUCGGAAAACAACGCGCCUCACAGUGAUCACAAUCACAAGGGUGGCUCGACUCCGGACGAGAAUGGUAAAAAUCGAAGGACCAACUCGCGGAAGGGCAAAGAGAAAGAACGCUCCGUGACGGAAACCGACGGCCCGGGUCAUCUUGCCGAGGAUGAUUUUGAAGCCAUAAUGGAUCAUUUUGAAAAAACUACUGAAGAAACUGUCCCGGGCUUGCAUCUGGACACCAACCGCUUACCGUCCCUCGCGGACUUGGAGCCUUCGCUAGAAUCUCCGCUGAUUUCACAGCGAUUAUCUUCUGUCAAGAUAUUCGCCAAAUUUGUAUAUUCACAUUGGAAGGAGCGCCGGCUGAAGCGCGGUGGCAAACCAAUCAUGCCAGCUGUUGACUUUGACGAGACAAAUGAGAGUAAUCCAUACGUCUGUUUCCGUCGACGGGAGAUAAAGAUGGUUCGGAAGACGCGGCGAACAGAUACCCAAAACAUGGAUCGUCUCGUACGUCUUCGGAACGAUUUGUACAAAGCUCAAGAGCUUUUAAAUACGGUACUUGCUCGGGAACGGACGAAGAGAGAAGCUGUUGAGCUCGAGAAAGCUAUCUUUGAGGGCCGUUGCCUGAUUCGUGAAAUGAAACGCAGCUUGAAUGAAGCGGAUGGUGAUGAGGAGCUUCUGGUCAGUAAGAAGGAGAAGAGGCGUAAGCGAGAACAAUCCGGGAACGGCACACUCAAGAGUCCGCUGCGAAACGCGGCUGGGCCUAGCCUAUCUGGCACCGGCUCGGCUGGUGCAAGCGUACUGGAAGAUGUACAAUUCUAUCGAGACCAAGCCAGAGCUUCGACCAAGCUCAUGGAGCGAGAUUACAACAGGUGUCGAGAAGAGCAGAACGGCUGGGAAGAUCUGACUGAUUCGGCCCAUCUGCCUAUGCCGCUGUCAGCAGCUGCUCUGAGGUGGCGUGGCGCAGUUUCUUCGGACCCCCAUCUUUCCUCCAAAUCAAACCGGGAGGCUACAGUCAAUUUUGAGCAAGGCCUUUCUACUGCUCCAUCGGUUAUGGAACAUAACCAAUUUAGGAAACGAGUAGGAAGAGGUGGACGUCUUUUCCUCGAUCGUAUCGUUGCUCCCCGCCAAAGGAGAUGUACGAGAGCUUGGUUGGACGCUGAGUUGGCGGGUGAUUCCGAGGAGAGUGCUCGGGAUCGGAGAUUGACUGAUCGCUGGCGGUAUGAUGACGAUCUCCGUCAAGACUUCCCGUCGACCGAUUAUCCGCAUAUCAUUGACGAUUAUAACGUGACCUACUCGGCGAGGCGUAGUCAACUACUAGAUCAAGAUGAUCUACAGUAUCUAGAUCCACCCGGUGAAGUCUACUUGGCCAAAGUCGCUGAAUAUUAUGAUCGAGCGCCCCAGCCGGAGCCAACGAUUGUCAAGGUCGGCAAACUGCCUAGUAAAGUGGUUCCCAAUCUAUACGGGGCCGGUCUAGGUUGUCCGACCUUCCCUUCCUCUGGGCCGGCGGUGACGAUGCCUGAGCAACUCUUAGCUGCACAUGCUUCUGCACAGGUCCCUAAUCUCAGGCUGAAUCCUACGGGGAAGAGAGCUACGCCCAACGGUACCGGCCCGGCCGUUAAUAGGACUCCUACCUCUACCCAAGCUUCCACUCGAACCCGAAAGAAUCCGUCUGUCAACGGAUCACCGACGGCAAAUGCCAAUGCCAAAUCAUCUUCUCUCCAGGGCCAGCCCCCGAUUCAACAGAUGGUCUGGUAUUAGUUUUAUUUUAUUUCAUCUUUUAUUUAUUCUUCAUAGGGAACUCGCCCCACGGUAGACAAAGUAAUUUACACUAGGUGUUGUUGUCCUUGACCAGACUUUGUGUUGUUGACAAGCUGAACUGAUCUUGAUGCUCCUUUGUGAUGAGGAAAUCAUAUUGCUUGUAAGAGAUUGUUCGACCGGGAGGUUUCUUUUCGUAAUCCCACAUAUAUAUACAUAUGUGGGUCAAUGUGAUGAGUAAAUACUUUGUAUACAUGUUCAUAUGAUCAAGUUGGAUUUCGUGUGUGUGUCAGGCGAAUCUGCAAGUCACUUGAGCUCUGCGUUUCCUUGAUUUGAUGUUAGUGCUGGGACCAUUUGGAUCUUUGGACUGAAGCUUGAAGUCGCCUUACCCCUCACAGCCCACGCCUCAC